Molecule: messenger RNA, 1373 nt
Organism: Trichogramma pretiosum
Lineage: Eukaryota; Metazoa; Arthropoda; Insecta; Hymenoptera; Trichogrammatidae
Product: speckle-type POZ protein A-like
Exons: 1
Coding region: 222-1214 (330 amino acids)
Biological process (GO): regulation of proteolysis; proteasome-mediated ubiquitin-dependent protein catabolic process
Cellular component (GO): nucleus; cytoplasm
Molecular function (GO): ubiquitin protein ligase binding
Source: RefSeq, a predicted model, not a curated record
CUAGUUCAGACCCGCAGUACAAUUUCUUGUGUCAAUCGCACGCUCAACUGUUUAUUUUGUACAUACUUCGGCAUUUCGUAACCCCACUUGUUUUAACAUCGCACGAAGAGUUAGAUCAGUCGAAGAUUAAUUUUAAUGGUUAUCGUCAAUUGGGACGUGUUGCAAGAUUAUAGAAAUUGCAGAUUACAUUACGAGUCAUUAAACAACUAAAUACUUUCAAAAUGGCACGAAUUCCAAGCAAAGCUUAUACUCGAGUUGAUACUGCCAAUAGCGAGUUUACGUGGACAAUUAAUAACUUCAGUAGUCUGAACAAAACCUCACACGAAUACUUGACGUCGCCAAUGUUUAAAGUGGAUAACAGUGAAAAAAAGUUUUUUUUGCAAUUUUUCCCAAAUGGAUAUCAAGCGGACACCACGACUACUGCCAUGUUUCUAUGUCAAGUUGGAUCUGAAUCGUUCAAUUGUCGUUGCAAAAUUACCUUGAUGGUCGACUACGAACCUGUGCUAAUCGUGAGAUCACCCAGAUAUUCAUUCAGUGCGAACAACAAAAAGUUGGCGUUCACUCAAUUUUUUAGAGUUGAAGAUACAAGUGAAAUGACCGAUGACCAAGAUGUCAUGAUUAUCACUUGUGAAUUAAAAAUUUUCACCACGAAAAAUGAAUCAAUAUAUUUGCAUGCAAUCAAUGAAAAUACUUCUAGAUUCAAGUGUGAUGAUUUAUUCCUUAAUGAAAAGUUGAGUGAUGUAAAACUUCAAACCGUAUGUGGAAAAGAAAUCAUAGCUCACAAAGCCAUACUGGCAUCAGCGAGUCCAGUUUUUUUAAAAAUGUUUACUAAUGAUAUGUUGGAAAACAAGAAUAAUGUAGUGAAUGUAACUGAUUUUAGAUAUGAAGUACUCAUAGAAAUGAUAAGGUACAUAUACCUAGGCAACAUAAAUGUUAAGGAAUUGACAGUGACUUGUGAGCUUUUAGGAGCUGCAGAUAAAUAUGACAUCCAAGGAUUGAAAACUAUGUGUAAUCAAAUUUUAUUUCAUAAUUUGCGUGUAGAAAAUGCUAUCAGCAUUUUCAAAUUGGCUAAUAAGUAUAAUUGUAAUACUUUGAAAGAUGAAGUAAAAAAAUUCAUCAGUUUUCAUAGUGCUGAUAUUAUGAAAUCUAACAAUGUAAAGAAAUUACUGAACCCUGCUGAGCUUGAUGUAAUUCAAUUAGUGUUAAACAUUUAAGUAUAAGAAAAAUAUUUACUCUACUUAAUUUAAAAGUUAAUUGUUAUUGUACAAUUUUUAAGAAAAAUAACUUGUUUUAUUACCAAAUGUAAGCGCACAGAAAAAUGUUUUGAUUAUAAUAAAAUUAUAAUUCUAAUAAAGACAAAAACUUAUAGCUUA